AUGAAAGCGGCCAGCUGUAUCUUUAAUUUACAUCUAGCUGAUGCUGCCACGCAACAUUGUUCUCCUUCCUUUUGUGUCCUAUCCUAUCUUAGGGCUCCUUACCGGGAGGGACCGGUUCCUGUCGAAUUGAAGGAAAUCCCUCUUCCUUGGCAUGUUUUUGUUCAACUCAUCUUCCAAGAAGGAACUGAAACAGUUCAUCCCUACAGACUUCGAAUUCAGGUUGCUAGGAUUUAG
Molecule: messenger RNA, 234 nt
Organism: Nezara viridula (southern green stink bug)
Lineage: Eukaryota; Metazoa; Arthropoda; Insecta; Hemiptera; Pentatomidae
Source: the annotation of a GenBank genome assembly